Messenger RNA from Belonocnema kinseyi, 4851 nucleotides. RefSeq names its product nuclear RNA export factor 1-like. The coding region runs from base 275 to 2200 and encodes 641 amino acids. Gene Ontology annotation, biological process: poly(A)+ mRNA export from nucleus. Gene Ontology annotation, cellular component: nucleus; cytoplasm. The record is from RefSeq and is a predicted model, not a curated record. Gene Ontology annotation, molecular function: RNA binding; protein binding. Lineage: Eukaryota; Metazoa; Arthropoda; Insecta; Hymenoptera; Cynipidae. The transcript has 10 exons.
CUGUGCUCCAACAAGCUUUUUUUAGACCCUGUCCACAUCGAAAGUGUCAAAGUCGCUUAAAUUUUAAGCGAUUCGAUUGAAUAAAUCAUUUAACUUGAUUAAGCUCGUCGUGCCUAACAUUUUAAAUGAUAAAAUUAAACAAUUUAGUCCGUGAAAAUCAGGAGUAACGCCAGUAAAACGCGGACGAAUCUAACCUGACAAUUUGCCUUAGAACGAACGAUAUGCUGUAAGACUUCUCUUGUAGUUUUGUAGAGUUUCAAUUUUCGACAGAAAAAUGCCUAAAAAAUCAUCAAACAAAUCAAACUGGGGUGGCAGAGGCGGUGGUCGACCAGUGAACCCGGAAGAAAAGCAUUAUUUCGGUCACGAUGACAGAGUCAGUGGUCGUAAUGAUGGCGGCACCGUCUUUGUUGGCAACAGGCCGCGAGUAUCUUUCAAGGCACAAACUAAGCCGGGAAAAGAGAAACAUCGCCACUUGGAUCUUGCUCUCAAACAUCACUUAGACGACGAUAUACAGAUGAAUGCCGGAAGCAACAAUAACGGCAGGCAAGUUGUCCUUAGAGGAAGAGGUAGAGGCAAUUACAAUUCUGCCUCUAGAAUGCGUGGCAGAAAUAGUCCACUGCCACAAAGAAUGUCAAAUAAAUUUUCGAGACCCGUUCCAUUGCCUCUGGCUGAUAACUCUUGGUAUAAAGUGACUAUACCAUACGGAUUUAAAUAUCCGAAAGAAUUCGUGCUGAGGAAUCUUAUGUCACACAUUGCACCCGACUCCUUUGUGCCAAUCAUGUAUAAAGUAACAGCGAAGGAGGCAUCGUUCUUUGUGGACAAUGCGGCUACAGCUUCGAAAUUACAAAAGUCCGAUAACCAGAUCACUACUAAUGAUGGAUUCAGACUGCAAGUUCGUGUCAGGCCAGGAGCCCCUCCAACUUGUGACAUGAAUGACGCGAUGAAAGAACGAUUGAAACAAGCCAUGACUAAAAGAUAUUUGGUUGAAAGUAACGCAUUAGAUCUUUCAAGAUUUCAUCUAGACCCAGAACUUGCCGACGAUUACUUUUGCCCUUUGUUCAAACCUAUGAUGUUAAUGCCAGUGUUAGAUAUCGUCGCAACUCACAUUCCGAACUUGGAAGCCUUGAAUUUAGAUGGAAACAAAUUGCAAGCUAUUGACCGACUAAGCGUUCUAAAAUCCAAGUUUGAGAAUCUCAAAAUUCUUCACAUUGGAGAUAACAGGAUCAGAGAGAUCAAUCAAAUAGAUCCAAUCAAGGAUUUAAAACUAGAGGAAUUACGCCUAGAGGGAAAUCCCCUGUGCAAUAAGUAUAAAUCUCGGCAAACUGAAUAUGUAAGUGCCGUGCGGAAACGAUUCCCAAAACUUCUACGACUGGAUGGCGUAGUUUUGCCUCGGCCAAUUAUGUUCGAUGUGGCGGACGAAGGAGUCAAGUUGCCACCAUCACAAAGGAUAUUCGUCGCCAAUCCUAAGGCGCAAGAAAUUGCUAGUCAGUUUCUUCAGCAAUAUUUCAUGAUCUUCGACAGUGAGAGUCGGCAACCUUUACUAGAUGCUUAUCACGAACACUCGUGCUUCAGUAUGACAAUAGCCUCCGUACUGAGUGCCAAUAAACCAAGCGGUUACCUUAGUGAGAACCGAAACUUGUAUCGCUUGAACGAUACCAAUAAACGACGAAAACUUUUAAAACUCGGAAGGUUGCCAGUUGUUUCGUUCAUAUCCGAAAUACCUCCGACCAAACACGAUUUGAACUCAUUCACGAUGGAUCUCAGUCUCGCAACGGAGAGCAUGAUGAUCAUCACAGUGACCGGUUUAUUUAAAGAACUUGAUGCGAAGGAAACACUUCGGUAUUUCAAUAGAACGUUUGUAAUUGUUCCUCAAGGCAGCGGCUUCUGCAUUCGUAACGAACAGUUGCACAUAGGAAAUCCUACCGAUCUUCAAGAAAAACGAGCCUUUAGUCCCAUAGCUAAUGAAGUUUCUGUCUCAGCGUCUCCCGCUGGACCAUCGAAUGUACAACCCCCGUACAUAGAACCAUCUGAAGAAAUUAAGCACAACAUGUUGGUGGCCUUAAGUCAACAAACAAAUAUGAAUGCAGAAUGGAGUAGGAAGUGUCUCGAAGAGGUGCACUGGAACUUUAAUAAUGCACUUGCUGCCUUCCAAGAAUUCUUCAAACAUGGGCAAGUACCACCCGAAGCAUUUCAGAAAUAACUUUCGUAGGCUUAUUUACAAUUUCGGGACAAUUGAGUGAGACUCUUGAGUUUUCCAGUUUAUCUCAGGUACAUUUGAAGUGACUUUAUUUUGGUUUUACAAUCUCGCUACCAUGUCGAGAUGGUACAAAAAAACUAUUCUGCUCUUCGAUUUCAAGUGCAGCUUUUAUUUUGAAUGCGACAUAAAUUAUCAUUUCUUUACGAGUUUCCAGGGUAAUGGAAAACAUAAGCGUGUGCGAAAAUCCUUUGAGUCAUUGUAUAUAAAAAGAAUGUGUAUUUAAAACUAGACACGAACACUUUUAAUAUCUAGAAAUAAGGUACGGUACGGUUUUUUCUUUAAAAAAAAGUUUAAGAAGUGGAUGAAAAGACAACACUGAAGAGAGGAGAGAAGAAAGAAAAUACCUUCAAAUCAAUAGUUUAUAUGUAACAUCAGUUUAUCGUGUAUUAAGUUAUGAGGCUAAAUUAAAAACAUUACAUUAUCUUAGUGUAUAAAACAUAGCAUUUUUGAUAAAGACUGUUUGGGAAAGAGAAAUAAUUAUCUUUAUAAAUAUCAAAUUUACACGGGAUUGUUGUUAAUGUCAAAUGCCGAACUUGUGUCUGGAUAAGUAUUAUUAUACUCUUCAGUUUUAUUAGUUGCAGGGUUCGUGUAGAAGCGUAAAAGCGAUUUGAAUAAUUUCAGAUUUGAAAUAAGUAACUUGCUUUGUUCUCUUCCGAGCUUGAUCAAAAUUAAAUUAUUUCAGAUUUGAAUGUAUUCAGUUUGGGUGAAAAAGAAAAACGCUUUUAAUUGGUGACAUUUUCAAAUUCGGAUUCCGUUUAAACAAAGAGUUCUUAGAGUCUCCGAAUGUGAACUUUCGAAAAUUUCAGAAUAGGUUUAGAAUGUGUCUAAAGCAGAACACUCCUGAAAAGUUUACGUUUCGAAAUUGAAAGUGUUUCUGCCCUGAAAGCUUUUAAAUUGAACACGUUCGUAAUGCGAAAGGGUUUCAAAAGAGAAUUAUAAAUCAUGAAAAUUGUUCGAUUGAAAACAAUGCGCAAUACAGAGAUUAUAAUACAGAAAUUAAGUUCUUAAUUUAAAUGUAAAUGUUACUCUAUCUAAAUUUCUUUCGAUACAAGAAUGGUGCCUGAUUAUAAUUCUUUGCUAGCAAAUUUUGGCUAACUUAUUAACAACGCGGGCAAUGAAGCACUGAAUUUGAGUCAUUCAGAAUUAUACCCUUUCAAAGAAAUGUUUUAUUUACUUAGCAUCACAAAACUGUUAUAAACUUCUCAUUGAACUGAAUACGACUUGAAAACUUCUUGAACUGAAAUAACUUAUAAAAAAACUUUCAUAAUUUCAUAAAAAAAAAUAAAGAAAAUAUUUAAUAUGAAGUCAACUUCAGAAAAAAUGUAUAUAAGUAAAAAAAAAAGCAUUUCAUUCAAGAAUUUGGCAAGAAAUUACGUUCUAAAAGCUUCGAAGAUCUCAUGGACAGGAAAACCCUACUUCUAAAGAUAAUUUAGUUAUUUUUUUCGUGUAAAACUAUUGACAAAAAUGAACAUUAUUUUUUAGACCGAGGAUUUUCCUUUCUUCAAAAAUUGUAAACGAACUUUUUCAAAGUUAUAGCAUGCCAAUUAUUCUGUACCUGUGUAGGGUGUCAAUAUCCGGCGCAACGACUGAACAUAAAAUAUUCAAAACUUCAUUAAUUUCAUCAAGCUUAAUUCUUCUUAAUUCUUAAUUCUUAAAAAAAAAAAGAAAGAAAAACGAUUUUCAUUGAUGUGUGACAAAAGUAUGCUUUGGGCAUUAGCUAAAUGUCUACUACUUAGGAUUGAAAAAAUGGGGUAGAAAAGACAAAUAUGUGAGACCGAGAGGGAUUGGGAAAUCUAAUCGAACAUGUUCGAUUAAAAUUUUAGCCACGGCGAGGAGUUCGUAGCUAAUUUUGUGUUCUUAAAGUUCCAUUUGCAAGAAUGUGACUCGCAAGAGUGCACAAUCCGACGAAGAUUCAUCCCGUCUAAUUUAGACGAAGCUUGGUCGAUCCCUGCCGGAACGACUGAGAAUUCCAGCUGUGCGUUUCUUAAAUGAUACGCAAAUUAAGUAAGAUUGUCUAAUUGAAGGCGAUCCGUCAAAGGAACUGAAAACAAAAGCCAUGCAACGAACUUUCUUUGGCCGCUGUUUGCCAUGGAAGAUUCUUUCAGGGGGUAGAAAAAACAUCAACGUUCUUUAAAAGUAGUUAGUUUUCAAAAUAGUAAUUUAGCAAUAAUUGAGUAUUGAUAAUAUGUGGAUAUUAGUGUCGCACGAGUACAUAUAUUGUGUACAUCACAAUCGGAGUGAAAUUUCACGUUAAAUGUUUGGAAUAAUUUAUGUUCAUGCGGGGCGCCAUCUUAUCUUCAUAGUUAUAUAAUUGCAACUAUGUGUAAUAGUUACAAACCUGUAUGAAUAAUUUUUCAGACGUAAAAUUGAUGACAUGUCAUUUAUAAGUCUGACUUAAUUUUAGAAUCAUAAAAAAUUGAACCAACGCUUCUUCAGAAAAACUAUUGUAAUGCAUUAUGAAUGUCUAUCAUUGUUGAUUUCGAUAAAGUGUAAAUAUAAGUCCUUUAUGUACAUAACGUAUGAUGUAAAAAAUAACUAUUUUCAACGAUACAGGCUGUAUAUAGUGCAACAAAUAAACAUUGAUUUCAACUUUA